Molecule: messenger RNA, 5232 nt
Organism: Schistocerca americana (American grasshopper)
Lineage: Eukaryota; Metazoa; Arthropoda; Insecta; Orthoptera; Acrididae
Gene: Tmf
Product: TATA element modulatory factor
Exons: 20
Coding region: 191-4249 (1352 amino acids)
Cellular component (GO): endoplasmic reticulum; Golgi apparatus
Source: RefSeq, a predicted model, not a curated record
AUAUACGUAGCAGAACACGUAUUUUUACGUGGUCUCAUUGUUAAAAAAAAUACAUUGUAAAUUGUGUUACGUAGUACUUACUCAAUUAUUGUUGCAAUCAAGUAUUCGGUUUUCCUAUUGAAUAGAGCACUCUCCGAAUUCGUUCAAGUGACAGUGUUUUCUUGCAGACUAUGUCGAGUAUCAGUUGAUCAUGAGCUGGUUUGAUGCGUCUGGGAUAGCUAGUCUUGCAAAAAAUGCCCUGAAAGAAGCGCAGAAAACCAUAGAUAAAGCACUAGAUAUAAAGGAAGAUGAGCAACAUCCAGAGACACGAGAUCCCACAUUAGAAGCUGCAAGCGACGACUUUUUCGCUACAUGGGGAUUGAAGUCAGGAGUGGACACACUGCCGACGGAUAAGCCUAGCGAUACCGACAUCUCGUCCCAAAAGGAGUCGCCGAAAGGAAACAGUAAAUUGAAUAUGACAGCAAGUUUAUGGGGUUCUUUUACUGGAUCUUUCUUUGAAAAUCCUAGGACAUCGGAAGCUAAUGCUGGAGUAUAUGGCGAUGAAAGCUCAGAUCCAGUGUCAUUGCAGCCUAAAAAAGGUGGUCUCAUUCGCACAAGUUCUCUCAAGCAUGAUUCCAGGAACAAAGAUGCAAGCAUAGCUGCAAAGAAGAGAAAGAAGAGCUGGGAUGAAGGGGGAGUUCUCAGUUACAUGGAUAGUGAUGAGACAUCAGCACUUUGUGACGAUCCAAGUGAACUUCGCUCAAAUGAAGGAUUUAGCCGGAGUAAACUAGUUGUAGAGAGUGAAGAUACAGAUGCAGAUGCUGAGUGUUGUGCAGUGGACCAUAAAGUUGUGACUGUGGGGCAAAGUACUGAUGAUGGAGAUGAGAAUGCUGUGGUUGUUACUCAUAGACGUGAACUUCCAUCGACAGGUAGCUUUAAACAUAAUAGACUAUCUGUCAUUUCUUCUGAAAGUGACAAAAAGUCAUCGGAGAGUGUUGAAGUGAUUGGUUCGGAAUGUGGCAGCAGUUUCACAACAUCUCCAGAGUCAGAAUUGGGUCUUAUGAGCCCAGAUAUGUCUGUGUCGUCUUCAGUGACAGGUGUUAGGUCAUGUGCUGCUACUAGUUCUCCAGAAUCUGUAGAGGUUAUUCCAGAUACGACAAGCUCUGUAGAGGUUCUGGGGGACCCAUGUAGUGGACGAACGUCACGGACGACUUCAUCACCGUACAUCUCUCCUGAAAGUGCAGUUGCGCCUUGCUCAUAUGAAGAAGCAUUUGGAGAGUUGCAGACGCCAGUCGAGAUGCCACAAACGAGGAGUGGUGAUACAUCAGAAAAAACUUCGCCUGAGAGUGUUGAAGUUAUUCCAGAAGAAGACGAUGAGAGUGUGGCAGAUGACAGCUACACAUCAGCAUCAGAAAGCACGGCAACAGCUACUGUGACGAUAAUGGAAGCAUCUGGUGGCAGGCAGUUCCCUCAGGCUGUGAUACAGUCGCAGCCCAUUGGUGACAGUGGCUUACUGGGGGCCAGUAGGACAGAGGCACCUCCAGAAAUCCCUGUGGCAACUCACACUGGCUGUCGAGCAGGGCUCCAGCUUGCUCUUGCUCAUACUACAGAACCCAUUCGAAUUCCAGUCUCUGUGUCAGCUGAUAUACCAAAGCCGUCUGUAGUGCUGCCAGCAACACCAUCUCUGAAGGAUAAGGUGGUAGAAGCUACCUCGGCAGCUGAAGAUGGCUCAAGUGGAUCCACAUUGUCAGACAGCCGAACACUUAUGAGCACAGAUAGCAGCGGUGACGCCACAUUGAUGGAUAGCAGCAUUGAGGAAAGCACACCAUCAGCACCCAUAACACAACAGCAAUCCAGUUCUUAUUAUGUUAAAACUAUGCUAGCUGAUGCUAUGGGUGAGGAGGAAAACAGAACAUCACUUGUUACUCGUGACCAGUCCCCUAUAUCAUCAGAAAGCAGAUCUGAUCUUGUGAAAGUAGAGUCAGAGCAGACAAGUGGCCAUACAUCUGGAGAUGAACUAGAAACCACAACUUCAUCUGAUAUAGAAAUUAUUUCUAGUCCAAAUGGAGACAGCAGCAGCACACACUCCCGUCAUAGUCCAGCAAAACUGUUACAGCGAGCCACAAGAGGAAAACUAGCCCUAGCAGUUGCUGAACAUGAAUGUUCGAGUUCACAUGGGUCAGAGAGCAAGUUUUCAGUAAUUCCAAAAACAAAAGGCCACCAGCGGGAACUUUCUGAGACUUCUAGUGGAGGUUCCGAUGACAGUCAUUGCCAGGAGGUGGAGAAACUGUUAAAGAGAGUGGCUGAUAUGACAGAGAUAUUGGAGUCAAGGGAGUCAAAAUUGAUUGAAAUAAGCAGGCUAAAUAUUGAAUUGGAGGAGCACAACACAGAUUUGAAGAGGCAGUUAGAAACAGCCCUACAGUCAAGUGUGUCAGAAUCCCAAGACAUCCAUCAAGUGACGGAGGAAUAUACCCAGAGGUUGUCAUCUCUAGAACGUAAAUUCCAGCAAGCUAUACGUGACAAGGAGACACUGAGGAAGCAACUUGAGCAAGCAAGAUUAGAUGCAGCAUCAAGAUUAUCAAAAACUGAACUGGAAGGCUUAGUGGCAGAAAAGGACGAAGUAAUACGAGAACUGAGAGAGGAAGGAGAAAAACUGUCAAAACAGCAAUUGCAAUAUUCUAAUAUUAUCAAGAAGCUCAGGGUUAAGGAAAAAGAAAGUGACAACACAAUCAAGAAUCAGAAGGAGCAAUUAGAAGAAUUGUCACAAGAAGUUGAAAGGUUGAAACGAUCUCUUACUGCCAAGGAAGAAGUGGAGAGGACACAGAUUGAGGCAGUGCAUCAGCUGACAGCAAGAACCAAAAACCAAGAAAAGGAGAUAGCUGCUCUGCAUAGCCAGAUUGAUGAUCUGAAUCAGAAAGUGGAAACAUUAAGUGUUUCACUUGAAGCUGCAUCAAAGGAGAUGAAUGAAAGUAAGAAGGCUCUUGCACUCAAAGAAGAACAACUUGCCAAGGCUAUGGAGAGUAUUGAAAACAUGGCCCAACAGGAACUGGAAGCUGCUCUUGAAGAGGCAAAACGUAAUUCACAGGAACAGCAGCAACACUUAAAUGCAACAAUUGAAGACUUACGGCAGCGUCUGCGCCAAACUGAAGAAGAACAUUCAGGGCGGGAGGCAUCUUUACGACAAGAAACUGCUGAGCUGCUACGUAGACUUGAGGCAGCAGAGGCACGGAGUGAGGAGCUGGCUGAAGCAGCCUCAGGAGCAACGAGACCACUGUUGAGGCAGCUGGAACAGCUGCAAGCCACAGCUGCAAGUCGUCAGGCGACAUUUGAGAAACAGGAAAAGUCACUCACGGACACAAUAGGUGAGCUGCAAGGCCGAAUGUCUGCUCUAACAGAACAGGAACGUAUGUCUCGGGAGCAAAACAUAUCUCUGCAUUCCCAAGUUUCUUCUCUGGAACACCGGCUAUCGAGCGCUAAUGCUGAGAUUGCCCAGUUGCAGGAUGAUCUGAGCUGUCAACGGAAACUCUACCUUGAACUACGUGAGGAGCGAGAUAAGGAACACCGCACAUCUGAGUCUAUGCAGGAGACAUUGGCAGAAGAGAUGAAGGACUUACAGAGGCAAAUUAACAGUUUAGAGCAGCAGCUGUCAGUAGAGCGUGCUGCUACAGAAGCUGAGAAAAGGAAAACUGCCAUGCUCCAGGAUCAGUUACGAGACAGAGACAUAGCAGUUGAAAAGGAGCGUUCUGGUGGCAGAGGUUCUUCUCCUGCAGGAACUCCAAGGUCAUCACCCACAUUGAGCUUUGGCAGAAUGUCACUGUCAGAGUCUGUGUCAAGUGUAACUUGGCCACAGUUUCCUGAUGAGGCAUUUGACACAGCAUCAAAUUCUGGGCGUUUAAGCAAUGUGUAUGAUAGUCUGCGUUCUGGAAACACAACAUCACUGCUCGAAGGACUUCAGGCACAGCUGAAGUUACGGGAUGGUGAAGUCCAGCAGCUACAGUGGGAACUUUCACGUCGGGAUGCAGAGAGGGCAGCACUUACAGGGGAAGUAUCGGCACUGAUAGCACGCAUUGAAGAACAGGAAACAGCUCUCGCCAGUGCUCAAGAGCUCCGAGCUCAGUUUGAAGAUAUUCAGCACAAGUAUGAUGCUCUGUUGCAGAUGUAUGGAGAGAAAGUGGAAGAGACACAAGAACUCAAACUUGACCUGCAAGAUGUCAAAGAAAUGUAUAAAACUCAGAUUGACCAGCUCUUAAAAAAGGAGUCACCCUCUUGAGAAAACGAAUUUAAAGUAAAGAGAACGGAAUGUAUCCCAGAAUGCUUGCUACUUGAUCAUAUGGUGCAUGAAGCAGCUGUGAUCCAUAUUGUCCAUUUUCUGAGAUUAUUAAUUUUUCUGCAACAGACUGCAGUUUUUUGACUGAGCCUCCUCUAUAUUGAGUACAGUUACUGUUGAUACCGUUUUAUUAAACCUUAUUCAUUAUCUGUGAUUUUGUAACUAUUUGAAAAGCUUGUUGUACUACAGCUUUGCUUCAAAGAAACCAUUUUUCCAUCAACUUUACAGCUAUUACUCUAUUGCAUUUAUAACAGUCAGUGAUCAACAGUUUUCUCUUGUUAAUUGCUGCUACAGUUAGAAUUAAAUAGGUGCUUUAUAGUGUAAUUGUUACACAAUCAGUAUACAUAUAAUAGAAAUUGUGGGAAGGUCAGAAAUGGAACUUCAGACUUCCACAUUUCUUUGCAUUUAUUUUAUACUUUUUUUGUUUUUUUCGUUCAUUGAACUGCAUAUAUCUGCUGCUGGUGAUGCUGAACUGAUAUAUAGAUAUUUAUUAUGGUGUGAUAUCCAACAUGCACUUAUGCUGCAUCAUAAGUGAGGGAAACUGCUCACCACCAGAUUAGCUUUGCUCAUGCUUGCUAUGAAACAGUAUUGUGAUUGUACAGUAUAGAGCAUUGUAUAUAGCAGGAAUGCCAGAGAGUAAUAUGUGAAAAUAGGGCUGGUGAAAAAAAAAUAUAAACUUCAGUUUCUACAAUUUUUCUGCAUUUGCUUUGUUUUGAAUCAUUGUAAGAAAUUUACUUGCACUUAAAUACUGGUUGAAAAUAUUUAUUAGUGUGUUCUUCAGAAUGCACAUUUUAUACAUAUGUAUAUGAUGAUGUUGGUGUUGUAUUGUACAGACAAACCACAGUUUUAUAUUUUAUAAUGGUUACAGAAGACCAUAUAAAUGACAACACACUGUACAUAAACUGAAAUAAAUAUACCACUAUCUG